AUGAGUUAUUAAAAAUCGUCUUUAUCUUCUUCAUACUAAAACAAUGAAGAAGAAGAAUAAUCUUUCAAUAUUUCAAGAAUUUAGGAGUAAAUGCAACAAAUUGAGUUAGCUACAAGAGAAAAUGAGCGCUUCUUACAAUAAUAUGGAUAAAAAAGCACUCUAAACUAAGCUAUUAAAAAUAAUAUUUCAUAGAAUUAAUAUUAAAAGUAAUUAGCAGAUAGUCAUAAUCAAACUGAACAAAAUAGUUCUUCAAAUUUAUCUAAUUCUAUUAGAGAUUCUCAAGAAGAGCAUAAUAAGAAACAUUUGCUUUCGAGUAUAUAGAGGUAAAAUUUACACAAAUAAAAUAAGGAACUCAGGUAUGAGAAUCACAAACUUAUAGACUAAAAAUAAGGCCUUAUUAAUUAAUUAAAAGAUUAGAAUAUAAAAAAUGUUAGCAAAAAAAAUAGUAAUUUAUCUUCCAGUAAGAGCGACAGGAGCUAAUCUGAAGAUUUAUCAUCAAAUUCAAGUGACAGCUUCAGUUAAAACGAUAGUAAAUAAGAUUCUAAAAAUAGUUUAUCGCUAUCUCCUAAUAAAUAGAGCAAUAGUCUUUCUUUAGAUAACUCUUCGCAAUAAUUACCUGAUAGAAAAUAAAAAAUAAAGAAAUAAAAUAAGCCAAAGACAAGUAAUAAUAAAGUAGCAGCAAAGAAAAAAACUGAUAAAAAUGAAUAGCAUUAUCAGUAGUUAUUACAUAUAAAAGAAGAUCCUAAAAAAAGUGAAAAGAAGUAAUUAAAAAAUGCAAAAUUAAGCAAGUAAACAGUUUAGUAGCAAUCUAAUAAAAUAUUAGGGGCUUAAUAAUAAUAGUAGUCGCAAAAUUUUUAAAAUACUUAAUAGAAUUAAUAAAAGCCCAGUAAUUAAAUAAAAAAGCAAAAGUAAAGUGAAAAUAGCAUUUCAAAUUUACUUGAGGGCUAUGAACCUGUAAAAAAGAUAGACAAUCCUUUAAAUGAUGCUUCAUAUAAAUUAUAAGGUAUGAUAAAUAAAUAAUAAAAAUCUUUAUUAAAUAAAAUACCAACAGUCUUUCCAAAUGAAAACUUUAAAACUUAGACUGAUUAAUCUGAAACAAACAUAAGCUUAAAAUACUAAGAAGGUCCUUUUAUUCAAAAUAAAUAAAAAACUGAAAACAAUAAAAUAAAGACCAAAAAAAGUUAAAAAUCUCAAUAGUCUAACACUUAAACUACAUUAAAUGAGAAAUAAAUUACAAAUAAUAGUUCAAACAGUUAAGUCAAUCAAAAGAAUUCAUAAAAUAAAGGAGGUAUUAAAUAAUUGAUGUCAAAUAGUUCUUUGGAUUCAUUAAAUUAAGAUAAGGUCACUUAAAGACUUUAAAAAGAUGGAAAAAAGACAAAAUUAAAAGGAUAGCAAAAAGAGGCCCUAAAAGCUUAAAAAGAAUAAAAAAAUCCAAAUAUUUUUAAUCAACCUUAAAAUUUGAACAAUAUUACAGAUUAAGAUCAACUACCACGUUCUGACUAAGAUUAUAAAAUUAAAUUCUAUACAUAAACAUCUCCUUAAAAUUAAACCAACAAAUAUUAAUUUUCUUCUUCAAUAAUAAAAUCUCCUAAAUCAGUUAGCUAUAGGAGAGAUGAUGAAAAUAUGGAAUUAUGGCCUAUUAAAGACUCUAACUUUUAAACUUUUGAAGCUAAAGAAGCUCUUCUAAAAAGCCCUUAUUAUAAUCAAACCUUGAGAAACAAAACUUAAAAUUAAGAUUCAAAUUAUAUUAUAUAUUAAAAAGAAUCAGAAUAAAUGGAGAAUCAAAACGACCUUAGUAAAUAAUCUUAAAAUAUAAAAACCCAUAAUAUUUAUAGCAAUCAAUCUUAAAUGAGAACGCUGACAGGAACAAGCACAAUACCUAAAUAGAGCCCUACUAAUAAGCUACCAUUCUACUCUAAUGCAACUGAAUAAUCAGAAUUUAUUUAAAAUUAAAAUGAUUAUUAUGAAUAUGGAUCUGAAUAUCGUUACAAUGGAAGUAUGUAUGAUGUCUAUGAUACUAAUAUAAAGAGAUUAAAUAUACAAUAAUAGCUUCUAGAAGAAAAGCUUCGUAAAGCAUGUCUACUCAAUAAAAAUUUCAAAAGCUAAAGAGAGAGCUAUGAAUCAUCACCUUAGAGUCAAUUCUAAUCUUAAAAUAAUUUAACUAGAGUAAAUAAAGAUACAAUAAUAAUAAAAGAAAGAGUUAAUGUAAAAGAGUAUAAUGAAUAAUAAUAUCAGGUUGAUAAUAGCUCAAAAGUAUACCACGACUAAACAAAAAGUCGAGGAUCUAUUUAAUCUAAAAUUGGAAGUCCUUAUGUAUUGGAAACAGCAAGAAAUUCAAUUAAUUAAGAAGAUACUUAGUUUAAAUAAAAUGUCUCAAAGAAGCUAGAUUCUAUUUUAGAUAGGUUGAGCAAUGCUAACAACACAAGCUAAACAUCUUUUUAGAAUUAUAAUUUAUAAUAAGCUAGUAACAUUUAAGACACCUAGAAGCACAAUUAGCUGAAUUAGCAUGAGAAAUCUGAAAAAAAUAUUAGACAUUUUAGAAGUUAAAACAGUGAUGAAGAAUUAAACUACGAAGAUUAAAAGGGAUAAGAUAUGACUUUUUAGAAGUAGCAGCAGUAAGGUUUAAGACAUAUUAAUUUUUAAGAUUAAAAAAAUAAAAAAUCAAUAAAAGACGAAGAAGAAGAUUAUAAUUUAUAAAAAUCAGAAAGGCAUUAAUUAUAUUAGAAUUAUAUUAAAAAUAUUAAGCAGAAAGGUAAUAUAAACUAGGUUGAUUAAAAACACUUAAAAAAUAAUAGUUCAAGUGACUAAGAAGACAUUUAAGAAUAAGAAGAUUCCUCAUAAAGUUAAAAUUUAGGAAUCAAAGGAAAAGCAAAUUAGUAAUAACAAUAUAAAUAGUAACUUACAAACUAAAGGAAUCAGCAAAAUAAUUCAUCAAAUACAUAUGAAGAAAUGAACAAAAGAAAAAGUAUUUAAGUUUAAACUGAAUCAGAAGACAACACAUUUACAUAAAGAAAUUAUUCAGAUAUUAGUUAUAUUAAAUAACACCAUAAUAUUUAUCACUAAAGUCAUAAUAAUAAUUUGUAAGUAAACUGCUAAGACCCAAAUUGCAAAUACAGUUAGCAUAUCCAUGUUGUUAAGAUUCAUGAUUAAUCAGUUUAAACUGAUUAAGAUGAUUAAGUAACACCACGCCAAUCAUAAAAACCAUUAAAUAAACCUGAAAUUAUUGAGAGAGAUUUAUAGAAAGAAAAGAAUUUAAAUCAAAGACAGACCAAUUAAAAUAAUAAAUUUGAAAAAUAGUAAGGGGUAGAAUAAGUUAAAAACAUUGAAAAAUAUCAAUAAUAAAAUAAAAAACAAGAAAAUUCUUUUGAGUAAUAUGAAAGCGAUGAAUAUUUAGAUAAUAUGAAAAGAAAUAAAUAAGAUUAAUACACAUAAUAUUCAACUAAAAAAGUUUAAGACUAAGAUAAAAAUAGAAUAGAAUAGCACGAAUAAAUUAAAAAAUAAAAUAUUCCUGCAUUAUUUGAUACUAAAAAUUAAUAAUUUAUUGAUAGCUAAAUGAGUGGAAUUUAGAAUCGUAGUUCGUACGAAAACACCUAAACUCAACGUAAAGUACCUGAUUUUACAGGUUAGUCCUUAUUGCAAGUACUUUAAAUUAAUCCUUAAAAUCAGUAAAAUACUUAAAGGUAAUCAUUAGAAUCAUCAUAAGAUUUGAAGAAACUUCACUUAGAAGCUUUGAUUGCUGAAGUUUAAGAAUUAAAGAGAGAUUUAUUGAAAAAGAAGUAAGAUGACUAGUUGAAUUUAAUUUCUUUAAACUACUCUAAGAAUUCAUUUAAUUCACCUGAACAAUACCAAACACAAUAUUCUAAUAAUAGUGGGUCUAAACGCUAAAAAUAUUAUCAAAGUCACCAUUAAUUUUUACAUCCUUAUGGAAACGAGUAUUCUGAAAAUAAAAAUUAAAUUGAUGAGUUUGUGAGCGAAUAACAAUCGUAAAAUUCACACAGAAGAAUACAAUCUAAUUUUGUUGAUAUUGAGAAGGAAUUGUAAAACUCCAAAUAGCAGCUACUGAGAAAAAAUGAAGAGCAAAAAAGGUAUAUAGAAAGUGAAAUUAUGAAAUCUGAAAAGAAUAUUCAGUAACACACACCGAAAUCUAGCAUUUCAUCAAAGAGAAUUUCAAAGCAACUUUAAGAUAAGAUGAAAGAAGUAGAAGAAAUUAUUUCUCGAAGCAGGUAAAAAUCUAUUGAUAACAUGAGAGUGUUUAAAGAAAAGCAAGAAGAACUUGAAUAAGAUCUUCAAAAGAAAAAAUUAUCAGGAUUGGAUCAAUAGAAUUAAAGUAAACCACUUUAAGCAUAAGAACGUAGUCAUAAAAUUUCUACUAAAACUUUAUAGGAGCUUAGAUAGCAACUAGUUUAAAAUUUAUAAUAAAAUACACAUUAGUAAGAAUAGAAAUAUCAAGGAAAUAAUUAUUUAGAAAAUAACGAACAAUAUUAUCAGAACUCUGACUCCUUAAAUUAAUAAGGGACAAGGCUUUUUACAGAGCACAUAAAAUCAAUUUAAAAUUCUUCGUAAAGUAAAAUUAACUAAAUGUCGGCUGAUGGUUCUUAAAAUUAUUUAGAUAAUAACAAGUAAUUCUAAAAUUAUUAAAUUAACUAAUAAUAUGAUUUAACUUCAAAUAUCAAUCCAUAAUAGCUAUUUCCUUAAAAUAAAUACUAAUCAAAUAAUAAUUUUUAAAGCCCAACAAAUAAUUACAAUCAGUAAAUUAUCAUUAGAAAUAAUCUAUUUUAGGAUUCUAAAAUAAGUAAAUAAGAUGAAGAAGAACUAAAUGAGGAUUUUGGUUCAAUCUAGUUAGAUUUUUCAUCUUAAAGAGUUAAUAAUGACAAUCAAUAUGAAUAAAUUGUUGAUAAUUUGAAUGAUGAUUUUGAAGUGGAUAUAGUUCAAUAAACUAGAAAACAGUAGAUACAAAAUUCUUAAAAUAAUAAUAAUAACUAAUUUAUAAAUAUUUAAAAUAAAUCAAAAAAUAAUAAAUAACACGAAAAUUCUGAAAAUAAUGUCAUACUUAAACAAUAAAGUAUCUAGCAGAAUAAAUUUAUUUAGUAAGAUAAUUUAAAUUAAAAUUAGUCUAACAGUUCUUUGACAGAAGCUGAUGAACAAAGGGAAGAACUUAAUACAAAGAAAUCUUCAAAACAAAAUCUAGAGGAUAACUAAAUUUAAUUUUAUAAUUAAAAUAUUUAAAAUAAAACGUCAUAAAGUUAAAAAGGCUUAAAUAAGAAUUUAAAAUAAAAUUAAUAAGUUUAAGCACCUGUUUAAUAUUAAGAAAAUGAAGGAAGAGACUCAAAAAUUAGAAAAGUUGUUGAUACAAAUCAAUUUGCUACAGAUUUUAAUGAACAAGAUUUUUCAUCUGAUAAUGAUCCUUAAAAUUUCUAAAGUAGAUAAUUAGAAGCCCAAGCAUAAUCAUAAAAAGGCCAAAGAAAUAAAAAUGAAUACAAAACUGAGAGAAAAUUAUACAAUAAAUAAUAACAAAAUUUUUAAACAGAAUAAGAGAAAGAGCCUGAUGAUAGUAUUAAUAAUAAUAAUAAAUAAAUUAAGUAAUAAAGGACAAGUAAGUAAAAGCUUUCACAAGUAAUCGACUAUCCAUCUUACGACUCAGAUUGUCUAUAGCAACAAGCAUAAAUUAAUUAUAGGAAUAGUUAAGAAUAGCUGGAUUAUAUUUCAAAUAAAUAAAACUAAUUUAAUAAUAAUAAUGAUUUUGAUUAAUAUUAAGAAAAUAAAAACUAAAGUGAUGAAAGAGAAGAUGAAGAAAAAUAAUAAAAAGUUUAAAAAGCUAAUAUAAUUUUUUCUUAGAAUUAAGAAGUUAAUUAAAAACAAUUAAAAAUGUAGGCAAAAUAAAAUAAUAAAAUGAAUAUGAUUGAAAAUAAGGAGAUGCUCUACAAAAGAGAAGAUUAAAUUUAGGAUGAAGAAGGAUAAUUUUAAAAUGAAUAAAUUUAAAAACCCUAAUAAAAUAAGAUAGAAUAAAAUAAAUUUAAAUCCUAAAAUUCGAAACAUACUUUAAACAGUAGUAAUUAUGAUGAACAUAUUCAAGACUAGUUAUAAACAAUCUACAAUUAAUAGCUCACAUUUGGUAAUUUCCCUAAAAAUAGUUAGCAUGGAUCUUAAUAAUCAUCUGUAUAGCAGAUAACCUCCAAUUUAGGUUCUUACCAUGAUGAUGAUGAUUAGCCUAAUAAAUCUCCACUAAUAAACACAUUAGGGGAAUCUUAAUAAAAUCAAAGACAUAAUUAAGAUGAUAGAUAAUUAAAUAAGACUUCAAACAAGAAUAAAAAAGAAACACAUACUAAAUAAGAACCUAACUAUUAAGAAUAAUAAUUUAAUUAAAGCAUCGCAAUUAAAAAUAGCUAAAGAGAAUAAGAUAGUAAUUAAUAAAAUUUAAAUGAACAAUAUGAUAAUCAGGUAGAACUUAAUCUUAGAAUCUAGUUUAAAAACCCUGAAAAAAAUAAGUUCUAUAAUAUAUCAGAAUAAAUAAGCAAGUCAUAGCAAUCUUUAAAUAAAUAAUCAGAUUAAUCUAGUAGAAAUCUAACUAAGAAGAAAUCUAACUCAAACUAAACAAGCCCUUCAAAAAGAUUGCAAGCUCUUAAACAAAGAUUCGAAAGUGAAGAUAUUUCAAAUUAAGAAGAUGACAAUACUGAAUAAGAUUACGAUUAAGACAACUAAUCUUCUAAAUUAGUUAACUAGCUUAAGAUUACAAAGAAAGCUUCUGAAACUCAAAAAAUAUUAAAUCCUAAGCAUUCUCAAUAUCAGCUACCAGAAAGAGAAAAAUAAUAGCAAUAAGAGAGCAAUUAAAAAAAAAUAAGUAGUUUAAAAGUAAUCAAGCAAGAAAAUAUUGAUUAAAGAUAAAAAGAUGAAAGUGAUUUAAGCGAUUAAGAAGAAUAAAAAAAUUAAGACAAAUACAUCACUUAAGAUUAAUUGAAUCUAAAAUAAAGCUCAAAACUUUAAGAAAAUCGAAAAUAACAAUAGAAUAUUCAAUUAAAUGAAACAAGUGGACAAGAAUAAUCAGAGUAGCUUGAUGAAGAAGAUUCUGAAGAAGGUGAGACAAAAAAUUUGUAUGAGGUGGAAGAUUAAAUAGAUGAAGAUGAUAUUGAACAGAAUUUAUAAUAUUAAAAAGAACAAUAAAAACUAUUUUAAAAUGAAUAGCAAUAGGCUAGUAAUAUUGAUCAUGAAAAUUAAAAUGAAGAAGAAAUAUUUAUCAAUUAAAAGAAUAAUAGCAAUGAUUCAGCUAAUAAUUAUUCAAAUUUAUUAGAAAAAGAGGUUUAAACUAGUAAGUAUGUUCACUUUAAGAAGUAGAACCAUAAAAAGAAGUAAUAUGAUAAAACACAGUCUUUGGACUUUUAAAGCUCAGGAGAAAAGCAAGAAGUUUAAAAGUAAAAAAUAAAAGCAAUGAGAACACCAAAAAGAACUAAAUCAAGUGCAUCUAAUAGCUUCUCAGAAACUAAUAUUGGCACUAAGCCUUUCUCUAUUAGCAAUUUUAAUGCUAGUGAAAAUUAGCCUAUAAAAAAAUCUUAAUAACCUAGCAUUCAAAGCUUAGAAAAAAAUAAAUAGAUAUAAAAUUAAGCAACUCAGUCUUGCUAGUUAAUUGAUUCUUAUUCCUAAACUGACAAGGACGAGAAUAUUGAAUCUGAAGACGAUUUUUCCAAUGAUGAUGAUUCUUAAAUUUUAAAUUAAGCAGAAAAUAAAGAGAGUAUGCUUAAAAGUAAUUACUUUGGGCAUUCAGAUAUUUCACAAAAUAGUUAAGAUUAGAAAUAAAAGAAUUAAAUAAAUAUCUAAUAACCUGAUUAAUAAUAAUAGUAAAAAGAUUAAGAAGUAAGUUAAAAAAAAGGUUAAAACUAAAAGAAAAUUGUUUAGACUCUUAGUAAUUAAUCUCUAAGUGAUAAGAAUAUCCAAACUGAUCAAAAUUAAAAUUAAAAAUAGAAAUAAAAUAAACCAAAUAACUAAACAAGAAAGAAAAGCGAUAACUACUCUUAAACUGAAAUACAAGACGAUAUUUCACAUUCAUCUUAAAAUUCUAAUUCAAAUAAUGAAAUUGAUUCAGAAUAAGAAGAAACUGUCAAUUAAAGCUUUGAAAAUAACCAGCAAAUAAGCUAGAUGCCUAAUUAAUUAAACUAAAAGAAUUAGAAUAUUUCAACUACAGUACCACAAAUUAAUUAAAACAAUACUAAUAAUAAAAUAAAAGCAUAGAUUAAACAAAAAUCUAACAAAAGUAAUAUUCAAUCUAACAAUCAAGUUUAAAUAAGUGAUAAUAUUUUGAGAGGAGAAGGAUAAACUUCAUAAAAUUAAUAGGAUUAAUAAUAAAAAGUGUAAAAGAAAUAAAAGAAUAACUAAAAUAAAAGUUUCAAACAAGAAUAGAAAUAGCAAAAUUUUGAUUAAGAUCCAAUAUUAGUUCAAGAUGAUAAUUAAGAUGAUUAAGGAGUUUAAACAUCAGAUUAAAAUGAAGAAUAUGAAGAAAAUUAUUAAGAUAAAGGUUAGUAGAAAUCUAAUAAUGAUUCACUUAUAACUGAUGAAGAUGCUGAAACUCAGACUGAUCAUUAUCAAUCAAAAAAAGAUCAAAAAUAAUAGAAUAUAAAUUAAAAAUCAGUUAUAUAGGAAAAACCUUCUAAAGAUAUUAAUUAAAGUAAAAAACAGAAUAAUUUAAUAACUAAAGAAAAAGAACAACCCAAAAAUAAUAUAUCUGAUAUUGAUGACCUGUCCAAAUUUAUUUCUGAAUAGAUUGGCGUAUUAUAAGAUAAAAAAUCAUCCCCUGCUAAAGAGAAAAAGAGUUCUAAAAGUAUUGGUAAUAACAAUAAGAAAGUUUAGGGUACAGAUAUUUUAUGUGAAGAAGUUUAGCAGUAAGAUAAGCAAAAAUAAGAGUUGGAGAAAGAGAUUAAAUAAUUUAUGAAGGCUUAAGAAGAUAAAAAAUCAUCACCUGUCAAAUAAUAAAUUAAAAAUUUAUAAAAUAUCAAUAAUAAUAACUUAAAUGAAGCUACUAAUUAAAAUUCAAAUAAAAAAGAACAACAAAAUAUUCAUUAAAAUCUUAAUAUCAUAGUCUAAGAUGAUGACUCCUAAUAAGAAUUGUAGGUGAAAAAAUCUAAAAUUUAAGCAAAUAAACUGGCUGAGAUUUCUUAAUCAGGUUAAUAAUUACAAAAUAAAAAGUCCUAAGAUAAAGCAAAAAAUGAAGGUUAAAUAAAUGUAUAAAAUUAUCAUAAAUCUUUGGAUGGAUCUUAAGAAGAUUUAGAAAAAGCUAAAUAAAGCAAAAAAGUUGUUAAAAAUAAAGAAAUUUAGAAUGAAGCUCAACAAAUAUAAAAUGAUUAAAAAAGUUAAAAUGUCAACAAAAGCAAAAAAACAUUCUAAUAAAAGGAGUCUGAUUUUGAUAUAUAGAAAGAAGCUUUAUAAAGUGACAAAAUUAAUAAAAGUGAUGAUGAAUAAAUUCAAUUUAAAAAAUAACCAGAACUUAAACCUUAAAAGAAUAAAUCAAAACAAGCUUAAAUUAAAGCAAGUAAAUAGUUAAAUUAAAAUAAUUGUGAUAGUGAGGAAAACGAAGAUGAUGCAGAACAUAACACAGAUAAUUUAAAUUUAAGAAUAGGAUCUAAAAAAAUUAAUGAAAAUUUAAAAAGCUAAACAAACGAAGAUAAUUAGUUUGAAGAUUAAGAUGAUAAUCAAUCAUUAGAUAGUAAAAAAGGAAAAAUUAAAGAGUAAUUGAAAGCCAUUGAUUCAAAAAAGCCAAAAGAUGAAGAAGCAGUAUUAGAUUUACAAAAAAAAAUAAGAGGGGGAAGAAAGUAAAAUUUAAACAAAAACCAAAGUAAAAGCAGAAGCUCUUUAAGUAGUUCUGAUGAAGAUACCAAAGAAGAUUAAAAACCAUUAAAUUAAAUGUUUUUAGGUGAACAGAAAAAUAAAACAAUUAGAGGAGGGAGAAAAGAAAAUAAAAGCAGAAGUUCUUCAAAUAAUUCUGAAAAUGAUAUCUAAGAAGAUUAAAAAUCAUUAAGUUAAAUGUUUUUAGGUGAACAGAAAAAUAAAACAAUUAGAGGAGGGAGAAAAGUAAAUAAAAGCAGAAGUUCUUCAAAUAAUUCUGAAAAAGAUACCUAAAAUGUAAAGAAUUUGUAAAACAAACCUUAAACUGAUUAAAAUUUAGACUAAAAUGAAAAGCCAUAGAGUAACUCUGGAUUAGAUAGAAACAAUGAGAAAUAAAGGAAUUUGAAAUAGAAAGGAGAACAAAAAAUAAAUAAAGAUUCCUCAACAUAAAAGUUAAAUUAAUCAGAUUUAAAAGAAAAUCUUAGUUCAAAUCAAUCACUUUCAGAAUAAAAUGUUUAUGAUUAAUCAGAAAAUGAAGAUUAAUAAGAAGAAAGAGUAAAGAAAUAAAAUAAAACAAAGAAUUCUGAAGAUUAGAAUUUACCAAUUUAAAAUUUAUCGAAAGAAAAUAAAUUAAAUAAAAGUAAAUAAGAUAAAACUCAAUUAAAAAAAAUACCAAAUCCUCAAAUUUAGCAAGAUUCAGACUUAAAUAAAUAAAUAAUAGAUAGUUAAUUUAAAGGAUAGUAAAAUCAAGACAAUUUAAGAUAAGCUAUUAAUGCUGAGUAAAAGAACAAAAAGUAAUAAUAAAAAAUAAAGGAAUAAGAAAAAAGUGAUUAGAUAUCAGGAUCUGAAGUAGAAAGUGACUAGGAGCUUAAAGAUCUGAAAAUAUAAAUUCAGAAAAAGUAAGAAGUAGCUAACUAAAAAAGGUUAAAUAAAGAUUUAUAAAAUGAAAUAUCUUAAAAAUAAAGCAAAAAAUAAUAGAAAGAGUAAAUUUCUAAGGAUAAUGAGUUUGAUGGCGAAUAAAGUUAGCUCAAUAAAAAUGAUGAAAAUUCAGAUGACUAAGCAAUAAAUGAUAUCAAUUAAUCAAAGAAAUCAUCUAAAUCUAUCAAAAUCAAAAAUAAUGAUCCUAAAUUAGAAAGUAAAAUGAAAAAAUUAUCAUAAAAGGAGGAAUCUCUUUAAAAAUAAACUUAAUAAGAAAAAUAGCACGAGUCAGAUUAUUCUGAUGAAGAUUAAUAAUCUCUUUAAAAUAAUUAAAAGAAAUAGAAAUCUACUUAAAGUUAAGAUAUUUAUUCUGAAGAGUAAAGCCCUUUAAACGAUAGCAACGAAAAUUAAGAAUAAAUUAAAAAGACAUUAUUUGAUAAUUAAAAAGAUGGAGAUAUUAAUUUAAAAAAAUAAAGAAAAUAAAAUAAUUAAAGCAAGGAUUAGAUUAAAAAUAAAUAAAAAGAACUACAAAAUAUCCCUUUGCAAAAAUAAUAAAAUUUAAAUUAAGAGUAAAAGCAAUCCAUCAAAAAGAAUCAAAUUUAAUUAUAAGAAGAGGAUAAUGAUCAAUAAAAUUAAUCCUAAAUUAAAAAAUCUGAAAAUUAAAAGUAAAAACCCAACAUUAAAAAUUAGAAUAAAAAAUCAUAAUAUAAUGCUUCUGAUGAAGAAAUAAGCAAUUAAAAUAUCUUUGAUUCUAGUGGGGUUAAUGCUAUCUAAAAUUAAUUUAAUUAAACUGAAUAAAUGAAGUAAAAAAAUAAAAAGAACGAUUAACUUAAUGAUAAAUAAUCUCAAAUAACAAACUCUUCAAAUUAAAAAUCUUUAAAGACUAUCAAAUCAAAUUAAAUAGAAAAUCAAUCCUCAGAUGUAGAUUAAGAUGAAAGUGAUAAGUAAUCUGAAGAGAAAUCAGCAUAAUCUAAUAAAUUAAUUCAUUAGGUCUAAAAAUAAUAAUAAAUUUAAAAGGAGGAUGAAUAACUAAUUUCUGGUGACGAUGAAGAUGAAUAUGGAUAAGAAGAGCAUCAAUCAUAAAAAUAAGAUGAAAAUGAUAACACUUCUUCAUAGAACUCCUUCAAUGGCAAUCAACCAUAAGUAGAAGAAAUUUAAGAUACUUAAAUUGAAAAUUAUUUAGAAAAUUAAAAAGAAGAAAUUCCAAUUAAAAAUGAAAAAGAAAGAUAAAAAGCCAAAUCAAACAAAAGUAUUAAAUUAGAUUAAUCUUCUUAGAGUGAGAUUCAAAAAUAAAAAAAUAUUGAUGAAUCAGCUAAUCAAGGACAAUUUGAAGUUUAAACUAGUGAUCUAGAAUAAGAAAGUAAGAAUCUUAAAGAUCCUGUUUAAAAUAUAAAUGUAUAACCUAAAUAAAGCUCACAGAAGACUAAUUAAAAAAAAUAAUCAUCUUAAUAAAUUAAUAGUAAUUAAAAUCUUUAAUAAAAUGCUCCAUCAGAAUUAAACUAAGAUAAUAAAGAUUUGAUUUCUACAGAUAAAUCAUAAAAAUAAAGUAGAUAAUAAGCAGUAUCUAGAUAAGAAGAUAAUGAAACCACCAAAAAAAGUAAAAGAAAUAAGGCUUAGUAAUAAACCUAAUAAGACUAGUAAGAUGAAUUAGCAAUUUCAGAGAGUUAAAAAACUUAAAAAGUUGAAAAUCCUGAUUAUAAAAAAUAAGUUAACUCUAGUUCAUAAUAAUCUAUCAGCUCAAAUGAAAAUAUUCAGUAAGUGAAUUUAGAUAAAGAUAAUAAUUAAGGUCAAUCAGCUGCUUAAAUUGCUAAAAAUUAAAGCAAAUCUAUACAGGCACAUAUGAAUAAACAAAAACCAAAUAAAACUUAAAAAUUGUAAAAUGAAAAAAAUUAUCAAAUUGGAGAUUAAAUUUAAAGAAACAAUUCAAGUUAAAGUGAUACAGAUUAUAUUUAAGAUAAUAUUUCCUAAUCGAGUGAGAAAAAAUAUACUGAAUAAUAAGAGUAACAAGGAUUUGUUGUGGAAGAGGAUGAAAAAAAUUAAGAGUAAGUAUCUAAUUCUUAGAAAGGUUAAGUUUAAAAAUAAAAAAGAUAGAAUGUAACUCAAAAAUAAAAAUUCGACUCAGAUAAUGUAAAUGAAAAGAAAAAUGUUAUUUAAUCUAAUUCUGUAAAUGAUAGCCAAGAUGAAAAUCAAGACUAGGGAGAUGAAGUUAAUGAUUCUGAUGAAUAAUAAGCAGAAUUGUAAUAUUAAUAAUAACCAAAUUUUACUAAUGAAAGUUAAGAGGAAUAAGAAGAUAACAUAUCAGAUGACUAAAAAGAACAAAAGUAAUAGAAAGAAAGAUAAAAAGGUAAAUAACCAAAAUUAGAAAAGUCUGAAAAAGAAUCAAAUAAUUAGAAAAUAAAAUAAUCAUAAUAGUAAGUUUAGAAAGAUCAAGUUGAAAAGAGAGUCAAAAAAUAAAACAAAAAUAAAUAAUAAGAUUAAGACUCGCUUAGUUCUUGUGAAGAAAAAGUUGAUAAACAUAUUAAAUAACCUCAUAAAGCUAAUUAAAUAUAGGAAAAAUAAGAUAACGUAUCAGAAUAUUCAUAGCUUUCAAAUGAUUAAGAUGAAUAAUUAUAAGAAAAAGGCAAAUUAUAAGUUUAAUAAAAGAAGCCAGAAAAGUCUAAGAAAGAAAAAGUUGAUUUAAAUAAAUAAGAGUCAGACAAGCUGAAAGAUAAGUAGUAAGGCUAAUAAACUUAAUCAUAGAAAUCUUAGAAGGAGUCAAAUAAUUAAAAAACUCAAGUCUCUAUAUAAAAGUAAUAAAAAUAAUAAGCUAAUAAGCAAAGUAUUUUGAAAGAAGAUUCAGAAGAUAGUUAAAAUAUUUUAGAAAGUGAAGAUAAUAAAAAAAUAGAGUAAUUAUCUAGUUAGCCAAAGUCAGAAUAAUUAAACUAAAUGAAUUAAACUGAAGGUGAUGAUAGCUAUGAAAGUUAAUUAAAUUCAAAUGAUUAAGAUAGCAAUUAGUAAACAAAUGAUAAAUAAAAAUUGUAGCCUUAAUAAAACUUGGCUUAAAAAUAAAAAGGUCAAACUAAGAGCCAGGGAAUAUAAAUAAAUGAUAAUAUUUAAAACGAUUAAGGAUAAAAUUAAGAUACUUAAAGCAAAAACCCAUCAGAUUCUGAUAAUGACAGUGAAAAUGAUUAUCAAAUUCAAUCAAUAAAAUAAUAAACUACUUCUAAGCCAUAAAAAUAAAAUGAAAAUUAAGCUUAAAUUAAAGAUAAAUUGCUUGGUUAAUUAGAUUAAGAUAAUAGGUAGGAAAAAUCAAAUUAAAAUUUAUAAAAAGGAAGUGUCGAUUUUAGUGAUAGAGAUAGCAAUUAAAACUCACCAUUACGUUAGAGUAUUGAAAGAAUACAAAGGUUAUCUUAAAGUAAAUUAGAAAAAUCAGAUAAAAAGAAGUAAGGUGGUCAUUAGCAAGCUAAUAGUUUAUAACUUGAAGAGGAAGACGAUCAUGAAAAAGAAAUAAUGAAAAAAAUAAAUGAAUUGAAUGAGAAGAUUCGUAAAAAAUUCAAUCCAGAGAAAAGUUCUGAAAAACCAUAAGUUAAUAAAGAAUAAAAACCAUAUUAAUAAGAAGUAAAUUCUUAGAAAUAGUAAACAUUUAACAAUAAUUAACCAAAUGAUUCCUCAAAGUAAAACAUCGACUCUGAAAAAUUUGAACAGGUAAAAUAAUAAUAAUAGCACAUUGUAAAGAACGAAUAGAAAUUAGAUAGUAAAAAUAAAUAAAACGAUUAGAUAAGACCUUCAUCAUAGAGAAAGCUUGAUAUUUCUAAUAUGGUAAUCAAUACAAUUGAAGAAGAAGAUGAUUACUAAGGAGAUUCUUUUAAUUUACUAUAAGACAAUGUAUCAAUAAACUCAGAUAUAAUUGAUUUAUAAGACUAAGAUAAUCAAAAAAACCCAAACACCAAAACAUAGUAGAGUUCAAAAGAGUAAAUAGAAAAUUCUUAAUUAAUAACUCGCAGCUAAUCAUAAAAUAACUCUCAAAAAUUAAACAAUUCUGAGAAAAUAAUUUAAGCAGAGAGCAACUCCAAGAAACAAAUUAGAGAUAAAGUUGAUCCAUAGAAUGAAAAACAAACAACAAGCAAUAAUAGCUAAAAAUAUGAUUAAAAAGAAGAAAACCUGAAAAGCAGUAAACCAACGAAAUAAAAAGGGAUUUAAUAUUAAGAGAAAUAAUAGGACGAACCUUCAUUAGAACAAACAAGUAAAAAUAUUUCUAAAUCUAAAGAGUCAAUAAUUGAUAAAAGUUAAUAAUCUGUUUAAAGAAAAUUAUCUGAAGAUAAUUUAAAGAAAAAAAAUAAAAAAGACCCAAUUGCAGCUGAAGAAUAAAUUGAUAAUAUACCAUAAAAAAGUAGAAAUAAAUCAAAUAUUCCAUCUAGAAAAUCUUCUUAAAAUACAACUGAAACAAAUAGUGAAGUAGAUUUAGAAAAAUAAUCUAAAAAACAAUCAAAUUAAGUAUAACUAAAAAGAAAUAAAGCAUCAAAUGAAAAUGAUUAAAAUAUUACUGAGUCCUCUUCCUAGAAAUAAAUUAAUUAAAAACCUGAAAAGUAAAGUAAAUUAAAUGAUAAACCUUAGAAAAUAAUUUAGGAAAACACAUUAAACAAGAAAGAAGAAAAACCUACUGAUACUUAAAAUUCUAAAGACUCAGUCAAAAACAAAAAAAGAGCUGGUUCAAGUAGCUCAGUGUAAAAAGACUCAAACUAAUAAACAAAUAUCAAGCGUGCUUCUAUAAAUUCUGAUGAAGAGAAAGGUGAAAAACCUUAAAAUAAGGUAGAUUAAACUUCUAAAACUAGCAUACUUAAGCAAAGAGACCCGUAAAUACAGUAAAUUUUAGAUACCAAAAACAGCCAGGAAUAAAUGAACCAAAAAAUUCAAAAUAAAAGAUAAAUACCUUAUAAAGCCCCAGCUAAAAAGCUUAGUUAAUAAGAGAGAAGAGAAAAAUACAAUAAGUAUAAAUAAAAUACUCCGAAUGUAGUAAAUUAUAAAAAUGUAGCUUAGUAAGUAUCUAUUCCUAAGGAGUCUGUGAAAAGUAUUUAAAAUGACUUUAAUUCUGAGCUAAGAAAACUAAGAGAAGAAAGAAAAAAGAAAAAAGAAUAAAAGCAGUAAGAUGAAUAAAAUUUUAUUUAAAAUUAAGAAGAUAAAGAAGUAGUUUACAUUGAAAAGAUUAAAACCAAUUCUUCUUCUGUCGAAGAUAAAAGCUAAGAAGAUGAUUAUUAAUUUACUACUGAUAAAAAACCUAACCAAAAAGAAAGAUAAAAAUUUAAAACAGAGGAUAGCAAAGAUGAAGAUGAUGAAAUUAAAGAUAAAAUUGAAAAUAUGAUGGAUAAAAUUGAUUUAGCUAGCUCUGCUAAGAAAAGAGGAAAGAAGGAAAGCAUUAGUAGCCAUGAGCAAAGAUAAAUAGACAGCGAAAGUAAAGACAAAGUGUAUGAACUAGACAGCUACAUUUUUAGUGAUUAAGACAUGAGUAGAAGACUGGGUCUUAAACAAUUUCCUAACAGUUCCUCUAAAGAAUACGAAUAUCCAGAAAUGGAAGGAGAAGAGUUCGAAAACUAUUUACAGUAAUAGAAUCAACACAUUACUAUGAUAUCGCCUCAUUUAGAUCUAAAUGACCACUCAGACGAUGAAUUUUAGUAGAAAGUUAGUCACUUCAAUUAGCUUACAACAGAUGUUUUGCAACCAGGUUUAAAUUCAAACUAAUCUUUAGGUGAUAAGCAAAAAAAUAAAAAGCCUAAAAGUAAUAAUAAGACUGCAAGAAAGGGAUCUAACUAGACUGAAGACUCUAUUAUUAACACUCCUUCAAAUAAUAAUAAAAGUGAAGGAAGUGAAUAGAAUAGUGAUUUUAUUGUUUACAAAAAGAGUAAUCCUAGUCACGGUAAGUCUUUGUUUAAGCAAGUGGACAGCGAAGUUGCUACUCCUCUAAGCAAUUAAACAGGAAAGCAAGCAAGCUUUUUAGGCGAAGAACCUUCUGAUAAGAAAAACUAUGGAAAAUCUAAAUUAGCCCCUCCUAAAAUAAGAGCUCCUACCAAGCGAUAGACUUAUACUUAAUAAUAUGUAGAAAAGAAACAAUCUGAAGAGAAUAUACCUGAAAAAUCAUAAGUUCUCAAAAAAACUUUUUCUCAGCCAUAAAACGAUCCUACACCAAGUAUUCCAAAUUAAAAUAGAUUAAAGGGAGUAACUUAAGCUCAAUCAAUAAUAACUCUUAAUGUCCCUUCUAACGUUUCUUAAAUGCAAUCCCCAAUUUCAUAUAACCAAACUCCUAUACAGAGAGAAGGACCUCUCUAUUUCAAAGACCACCCCUUUAUGUAAAUGGAUGAGUCUUAAAAUCAAAAGUCAAAAGUUCAGUAAAAAAACAAAGCAUAAGAAAAAAAGCCAGAUAAUUAAUACACUCUAUAGAUACCAAAUAGGUAAUUGAUAGAGUCUGAAUAUAUUUAGACUCCUAUCGAUAAUGAAGAUGGACCUAAAAAAUAUGAAAAUGAAGAUACAUUUGAAGAAGAUAAUGCAAAAUCAGAAAAGUAAAAUGAUGAUCAAGAUAAUAAAUUAGCAGUUUAAUCUCAAAGUGAUUAAGGAGAAGAAGAAUUAGAAUCAGAAUAAGAUUAUGAUAGUUAAGGAUAGCCUGAAAUAUACGAUCCUAAUGACCUAAUGCACUUACAAGAUGAUUAAGAACUUAUACCUGAAGAUGAAUAGAAAUAGUAUCAAUUUAAUACUAACCCUUACAGUAACUAAUUCUUAGCUUCUGAAACAGCAAUUGAUUCAGAUAAAAGAAAAGGAGGAUAUUAUAAAAAGAACCUUAGCAAGAAAAAGAAUAAAAGCAAAGGAUUAAGCAAGAGUAAGGGUUCUAUUUCAAACUAAAACUCAUUUAGUAAAUCAGAUAUCAACUCUAAGUCAGACUUUAUUUUAAAAGGUUAUGACUUGGAUAAUAUGCCAAUCAAUUUCAGUAAGAAAUACUAAUCUUAUUUGGAAUUGAAGGAAAAGAAAUUACUUUAUUCCAAGCUUGUAGAAGAUUAAGAAUAACUGUAUCCAUAGGUUAGACUCUAUGCAAAUCAGUGUAAUUGCAACAAGCCUAAUUGUGGUUGCAAUCUUAAUGAGGAAGACUUUUAAAAACAAUUGAUAGAAGCUCAAAAGCGUAAGGAAUUACAAAGAAAAUAAAAGCUUCAAACUUCUUAUAUCGAUGUUAAUAACUCAAGAAUUAUGGCUUUUGAAUCUUUCUUGGUAAAUUCAACACAAAUUAUCUCGAAGAAUAAAUCUUAAGAGUUUGUUAAUCUACCAUGGGAUAUUUCCACUAGAAAAGAAGACCCUAGAAAAUAUCUGAUAUACGGACCUCAUGAUGAUAUUAUCACCUCAUAGCCUGCUGUAGUUGUUGAAAAUUUACACUUGAGAAAAAAGUAUGAUGAUAAGAAUAUAAAUUAUUCAUCCACAAAUUAUAACAUUUUGGCUUCAAAAGAUCAAACUCCUAAGACAAUUACAAAUAAACUUAUGAAAUCUCAAUCCCAAUAACCCUCAAGCUUUUAGCAGUUUUAAGAAAAGUGA
Messenger RNA from Tetrahymena thermophila SB210, 18270 nucleotides. RefSeq lists its product as hypothetical. The transcript is spliced from 3 exons. The record is from RefSeq and is a predicted model, not a curated record. Lineage: Eukaryota; Ciliophora; Oligohymenophorea; Hymenostomatida; Tetrahymenidae.